Messenger RNA from Funneliformis geosporum, 2187 nucleotides. The record is from the annotation of a GenBank genome assembly. Lineage: Eukaryota; Fungi; Glomeromycota; Glomeromycetes; Glomerales; Glomeraceae.
AUGGCUCGUGGCCACUACACCACAAGAAGCGCUUCUAUGGCUUGUAAAGAGGAAAGACAACGCACGAAAUUCUUUACGGAAGAUUUCGUCAAAACAAUGACAAAGUCAACUUUUGUCAGUUGGACAGCGGCAAACCCUCCCGCAUCAAUAUUUAUCUCUGACUUAUCGCAAAGGCUUAAAGAUAAUAUGCACGAAAAAGAGAAGAAUGAACAAUCGGAAGAAAAUCAUCCCAAUAAUCCGAUUUUUAUGACUGAGAGUGAAGAAAUCGAAACAAUUAGAAAAACAAGUUUGUUUGCACAAGAUGUCACAGAGUCUGAACAAGACAUUAUAGAUAAGCGUGUGGCAUUGCAACAACGACAGUAUGCAGAGUUCGAAAGACGUGAAAGAGAACGAAAGUCACAAAAAAUUCGAGCUGUAUUUGAGUUUGUAUCUGACGAAGAAAUUGAAGAGGCGCUCAAAGAUUGUGAAAAUGAUGAGGAAGAAGUUAUUGUAAGAAUGACACAGCCACGUUAUCUGAUUGAAAUUCGUAAAACAAUAGCUGAAAGGAAUAUGCGUUCUUAUCAUAGCAUGUUAAAUUUGAUGACUGAUGAACAAAAAGAAGCAUACGAACAACUCUUAAAGAAACGAAAAGAAACUUUGAAGAAAUGGACAGGAGAAACUGCCAAAAAACAAUACCGUAUGAAAGGUCGUCUUGCAUUAGACGAUGCUUUGAAACAAGUUCAAGAUAACACAAAAGAUCUCGAAAAGGCAUUUGAGGGUUGGUCAGAAGCUCGCAUCAAGGCAUAUAAAGCAAUUGACACAAAACCUAACACUUAUUAUUAUCGGUUCAAUGCCCCUGGUGAAGAACAGAAAAAAGGACAAUGGACACAGGAGGAAGAGGACCUAUUUUUCAAACGAUUGAAAGAAAUUGGUGCAGACGGCCAAUGGGGAAUAUUUUCGAUGUCAAUCCCAGGUCGCGUUGGUUAUCAGUGUUCAAAUUUUUAUCGAUUACUAAUAGAAACAGGACGUGUCAAAGACCCUAAUUACGUACUAGAUGAAAAGGGUAAAGCCCAUUUCUUAUUCAGCACUAAGAACAAAAAAACCGGUGAAACCGAAAAAACUUUCCGAACACAUACUAAGCAUGGAAGUGCUUCUCGGAAAAGGACGUCGUCUCAAUCUACAAGUAAAACAGCACCUACAAAGAAAAAACGAAGUUACAUUUUGAAAUCAUGGAAUACAACAAAAAGAACAAGAGCCCAAUCAUCGUUAGGUAAAGGUCCCCGUAAUCAUGAUACCGAAAUGGAUGAUGAUGAUGUCGAAGAUGACAAUCCAUUACCUGGAUUCAUUGAUCCAAUAACAUUAGAAGCGGUGGUUAAACCUGCAAUUUCUCCGUAUGGACAUGUGAUGGGGUAUGACAGUUGGGUUCGAUGUCUUUCUUCCGAAGCCAAAAAGAACAUCUGCCCUUUAACCAAAAAACCCUUGACAAAACGUGAACUUGUGAUUUUGACAAAGGACAAUAUUGAUCAAUAUCGGUUUGAUUUUGCUAUGUCUAUACGUUCGAAAGUAGAAUUAAACCAAGCUGAAAAAGAUAGCGAAGGAGAACCAAAAAAAUUCACUGUAGUUUAUAACCAUUUUUCUCUAGUUCGCAAUUUUCAUCUUGCAGAUGUUAUUACAAUAGCAAAUGGUGCAUGUGGCUCUUCUUCAAUUUUUUCAAGCAUACAAUAUUUGAUCACACGAGAUGAAAAUUUUCUUUGGAUAAGCUUAUUAUUAAUGCCAUUAGGAAUGGUAUUUGAUCUUUUUGAUGGAAAAGUAGCAAGAUGGAGGAGGACCGCUAGUAUCUUGGGACAGGAAUUGGAUUCCUUAGCGGACUUGAUAUCAUUUGGUGUUGCUCCGGCAGUAUGUGCUUUUGCAGUUGGCAUGCGAACAUUCUUGGAUACGGUUAUUUUAAUAAUUUUCAUAUCUUGUGGAAUCGCACGUCUAGCACGCUAUAAUGCAACAGUAGCGUCUCUUCCCAAAGAUAAAUCCGGAAAAAUUCACUAUUUUGAAGGCACACCAAUACCAACGAGCUUGUGUAUAAUUGCGUUAAUUGCUUAUCUUGUCAAAAAUAAACGUAUAGAUGAGAAUCUACUUGGUGGGGAAAUUGGCAUCGUUCAAGGCUUUACCUUUCAUCCUUUGGUAUUAUUAUAUGGAUUGAGUGGAAUGGGAAUG